AUGGGCAACGCCGCGCCGCGCGCGCAGCCGCAGAGCGUUCUGGACAGCGCGUCGCAGUACCGGACGUUCUUGAUGGACUACACGCCGCGGUCGAUGGAUAUGAUGUUUGGCAGUUUGAUCGGCGAUGGUAAGUUCCUCAAGAGCAUCUCGUGCAAGUGCGACGAAGGGCACCUCGUGGUCAAGAUCUACCGAAAGUACGACGAGCGCGAGUCGCUCACGCGCGCAGAAGUCGCGCUGCGGCGCUUGACGCUUGCGUUCUCGAUCGAGUACGAGCCCAACGUGAUGCCGUACGCGGACUUUCAGCUCUCGCACAAGAGCCAUGUGGCGUUUCUUGUCCGACCGUUUUUUGCCUCGAAUUUGUACGACCGAAUUUGCUCGCGGCCAUUCUUGACGCUUGUAGAGAAAAAAUGGCUCGCGUUUCAGCUCUUGCGGGCGCUGGCCCAGAGCCACGCAAAAGGCAUUUGCCACGGCGACAUCAAGCAGGAGAACGUCAUGGUCACGAGCUGGAACUGGGUCUUUCUCACGGACUUUGCGCCGUUUAAACCCACGUACAUUCCCGAGGACGACCCGGCGGACUAUAAUUACUACUUUUGCGCGAUCGACGCCACGCGACGCGGCUGUAGCGUCGCGCCCGAGCGCUUUUACGGCAAAGGAGGAGCUGUGGUGCCACCUGCGACAGCUGCAGCGACCGGAGCAAGUGUGAGCGCCGCCGCCGCAGCUGCUCUGCUGGGUGCAAAGACGUCGGAUGCAGUUUAUAUGCUGUCGAAAAUGGCAGACAGCGACGUUUCGGUGGAAGAAGUGGACAAGCAGAUUCUGGCCAUGGGGACGGGCUCGGGUGGGACCGCCACGUAUAUGCAGUCACCGCCGCCGCCAUCAUACUCGCGUUCGCGUCGAGAAGGUAGCUUGCUCGAGUCAAUGGACAUUUUCUCGGCUGGGUGUGUGAUUGCGGAACUUUUUUCGGGCGGGAAACCUCUUUUCGACUUGCCGUCGCUGCUGAAGUACCGCACUGGCGAUUCGGACGCUUUGCGUCAGCGGCUGAAGAAAGUAGACGACCCGCGGCUUGAAGAGCUGCUGCUGCACAUGUUGCAGUUGGAUCCGAAUGCCCGACUUUCAGCGAGCGGCUAUCUGGCCAAAUACACGAGCUCAAGUGGACUGUUUCCAACAUACUUUGAUAACUUUUUGUUCAAGUUUCUCGUUCUUGUGCUCAGUCGUGGUGGAAAAGUGCCGGAUGCACGAAUUCGACUCGUGUGCAAGUAUUACGGGCGACUGGUGCGUGAAGUCGCAGGCGUAGAAGACCCGGAAGGCGAGGAGUUUUUUAAACUGCGUCUCAAAGAAGGGUACGGCUCCGACCGGCUAGCAACUGUAACAGGAAGUGACCAACAGACGCAUGUGGCACAGCGUGUGCUUGAAGAGCUGUAUCAGAAGAUACCUUCGAAGCACGAUAAGCAGAAUAGCGAGCGCGACAAUGCUGCUCUUACCAAGUUGCAUCAGAUCAGGGAACACGAGAGCGAUAUGCGCGGUCUUAGUGCAAGUUUGCAAAAGAAGAAAAUCGAGAAGCUCCACGAUCAAUUUCAGGCGCUUACGCAAAAGAAAGAGACGUCAUUGCUGCUCGAUUACUCGCGCGACGCACCGAACGGUCGUUUGAAUGAGAACACGUGCUCGAAGGAUGCUGAAGCUAAAGAAGAAGUCGGUGCAGACGGUAACGAUCUUUCGCUGGACAAGUCAAACACUUUGCCCCAUACAAGCAGCGCGCGACAAAUGAAGCCACCGGUACACCAAGGCAGCGAACCGUGGCCGCAUGACCGUAAUGGUAUUGUCAUCAUUCUAUCGCUGAUUUGUUCAAGUCUGCGGCAUGUGCAAGUCCCGGAAUCGAAGCUCACUGCACUGUACCUGAUCCGCUCACUUGGUCAAUAUACGAGCGAUGAAGCCCGUUUGCAACGCUUGAUUCCGUAUCUGCUCGAGGUUAUCGAUGACCCAAGCGCGACUGUGCGCGCACUGGCGCUUCGUACCGUCGCGUAUUUGAUAUCGCUUGUGGAAUCCUUUCCUCUUGCUGACGCUUCGGUUUUUCCGCAGUAUGUGCUGCCUGCUAUGGUACCAUUCCAGUCUGACCCCGACGAGUUGGUGCGCAUCACAUUUGCCGAGUGCUUGCCGCAGCUAGCAGAAACAAGUCGACGUUUCUUGGAGAUUGCACACGCGAUGAAGCAAAAAAUGCUGGCGUCGUCAGCAUCCGCGAAGUCCGCGGUGUCUGGCCGAGGCAAUGAUUCGUCUGCUCCUAGCACGUUGUACAUGGCGUCCAGCAGUUUCGACAAAGAGCUAAGUGUGCUGCACAAAAUGAUUUCGCGCUUUGUAAUUCAGCUCACGACUCCCGAUCAAAAGGCCUCAUCAUCUCUCGUAAAGCGCGCACUACUGGUUGAUAUUACAAGACUGUGUGUGUUUUUCGGCCAAGAACGUACUCUGGACGUUGUCUUGCCCCAGCUCAUAACGUUUCUGAAUGAUCCGGACUGGGAGCUGCGAGGAGCAUUUUUCGACCACAUCGUUGGCGUGUGUUCUUUUGUAGGUCCUGAGGCCGUCGAACAAAACAUCUUGCCUUGCAUUGAGCAGGCGCUGUUUGAUGUGCAGGAAAUUGUUAUCACUAAGGCAGUGGAGUGUCUUACUGGAUUGUGCCAACUUGGACUGUUCCAGAACAAAAUCAGCACGCUCGUGGAGAAAGCGCGCAUGACCUGUUCUCUGCUGCUGCAUCCAAGUUGGUGGAUUCGCGAUGCCGUGCUAAAACUGAUGGGUGAGAUUGCGCUAAAACUGCGCAGUGUGGACGCUAACGUUUUCUUGGGUCCACUGCUUCGGCCCUUUUUGCGCAAGACGAUGGUGUUUUUGCCCGACGAAAAGGUCUCUGUGGUCACGAAGCGACUUCGUGACUGCUGUCGGCCCCACGUCUCGCGGGAGACAUUUGACCGCGCACUACUGGCGUCUUCAUUAUCUUCAGGUUUUAACGAGGUGAUAUCCGACAUGGAGCGAUCUGCCGGCCAACCGCCUGAUGACAGCGAUGACGACAUGGUGCCAACCACACCUCUCUCGGCUAUGACGACGACCUCACGUGAAUCGCUCGAGGAAUCCGUUGGCGACAUAUCGAGGUUCCGUAGGAACAGAGAGGCCUUGCUGAGUGCGGACUCUCUCGAUGGAUAUGGUAUGUUCCGUCAGCAGUCGUCUGGUGCAGCUGUUGCGUCUUCGGCAGCGAUAACAGCAGCAACAAUCUCAAACAGUGUUGAGGCUGGCGUGCUUUCGAUGUACGAUCAACGCAAAAAUGAGAUCCAAUCACUGAAGCUCAUGCAGCAGUACGUGUCGAUUGCCUCGAUGCAGAUGCGGAGCAAGUUGGAAAUGGCCAAGACUGAGCAAGCUGCACGGAUGCAAGGAACUUCAAAAAGUGAUCGCGCUAGUUCGCCUCGCAGUUCGGCGAUCAAAUCGUCUGCGGCAGCCAGUGGUGGUGCAGCUCGCACCAGCAGCAACCCGUUCGCCCGAAAGCUUUCGCGCUCACACUUACGCAUGCUCUUCGUGCCAGAUAUGCGUUUCGCACUCUCGACGGCACAACCGUUGACGCCGAACAAAGUUGGAAUCCCAUCGUCCUCAUCCUUAGCGGCGAGCAGUGCAACAACGACGUCGACACCGGCAACUUUUACGUCAACCGCUUUGGUGACAAGAUCCCGGUCGAACGCACCCAGCAGCUCACCGUUGCAUCGUGAAAUCUCAGGAGCUUCAGCAACGUCAACCGGCGCCUCGAUGACAGAAGUCCCGUCUUUGGAUAGCCUUUCCUUGUCGCACGUCGGGAAGAUGUACAGCCUCGUCGAGCCAAGCACACCGGUUUCAGCAUCAUCGAUUACUGUCACAGGCCCUUCCCCGAUGGUUCCUCCGGGGUCCGUGUCAUCGACGGUGGACGACCCGGGACUAAGUCAAAUGGACUCGAAUCACUUUGCACCAACCAGCGGUGGAGUCAUGGUAAGCAUGCUGAACAUGAAUAUGCGCGACAUGUAUGGUGGUGAUGGAAUGAACAGUCUGCUGGAUCCACACCACCACCACCACCACCAUCCUGUGCAUGCGUCGCCAGUGUCACCUCCGCGGCAGAGGAUGAUAAAGAAAGCUCAUACGACUUACCACCAUUACUUUGCGUUCAAGGAGUCGGCGAUGGAUCCUGCACUUGGAAACCCUCGCAAGUUGCUCGCGCGGUUGAAUGCACUGGGCAUUCCUCCGUUGCCACCCGAUCUCGGUGCGCUGCGGCUUCCUGAUGGAUCACCGUACUCGAUUUACAGCCAUGCUUCGAGUCCGUACUGUCUGGUAGGGGGUGGCGGCAUCGGACUCAACAAAAGCGCGGGCAUCCAUGGAGCGCCAGGCAACGAUCGAGGCGGCACAAAUGCUUCAAGCGUCACAUCGUCUGCAAUGCAAGUCGGUAGCAGUACGUAUCCUCCUGGAGUAGGCGCGUUCAACGUGGCGGCGGCAGCAGCGGCAGCGAUCAAUGGAGGUGUGACGCCCAGCAGCUUUGGCAACUCCAACAGCAGCACUGGAUCCGGCAGCCAUUUGAGCAGCGGAAGUGGUGUUGGUGGGGGCGCUAGUUACCCGAGCUCAUCGUACCACAACUGGCAGCCACGCAAGAACGUUCUGGUGGCGGAAUUGGCCGAGCACUCGGGGGCUGUGACUCGCGUGAGUGCUGCCCAGGACUACAGCUUCCUUGCGUCUGCCUCGAAUGAUGGCACAGUGAAGAUCUGGUCGGUACGGUCGCUACUGCACAGCGUGAAUCAAGGAUCGCGAUGUACAUAUGACGGGCAGGGUGGCGUGAUUACCGACAUGAAGGUGCUCACGAAUAGCCACUCUGUUGCGUCCGCGUCCAGCGAUGGCACUGUCCACGUCUUUCGUGUGGAUAAAGUGAGUUUGGUGGGUGGGAACGUUCAGGCCACUGGUCUGAAGGAGCUGCGUGCGAACAACAGCGCCGUCAUGACGAUCGACUAUCUGAAUAACGUCACGGAAGCGCUGCUGCUCUAUGCCACACGUGACGGCAAGAUCCACGCGUGGGACCUGCGCAUGCGACGAGAGGCCUGGACGCUGAGCAUUUCGCCCGAGCUCGGCUAUGUGACGUGCAUAACGCACUCGCUGGACGUGAGCUGGUUAGCUGUUGGAACGAGCAGAGGCUUUCUGUGUUUGUGGGACCUGCGCUUCUUGGUGCUCAUCCGUAUCUGGCGCCAUUCGUCGCACCGCGCCAUUCAUCGACUGCAGCCCUGUUUGGGAUUGCCGAAUACGUUGCCCCUCGAUGAGACGUCCGUGCCACUGGUCUUUGUGGCAGCAGGUGAUGGGGAAGUCGCUGUGUUUGACCUCAGUAUCGGCGCAUGUCGGGCAGUGUUCCGGACGCUAGAAGCUCAGGCAUCGGAGGCUGAAGCCAGCAAAUGUCCGACGCUGUUGCACGUGGCGAUUCCACACCGCAGUCGAAGCGUGCUUGGCAGUUACCUCGGGAUUUAUGGCAUCGCCACGGCCUUCGACGAGAUUUCGACGUCGCCGCUCAGCGAGGAGCCCAGUGUCCGAGCGAUGCUGUGCCCGUCACUGCACCUUCGAGGCAUUGGAGAUGCGCUGAUCACAGGCGGUGAAGACCGUCAAUUGCGCUACUGGGACAUUCGCAACGGGAAGCAAUCGUACACGAUAUGCGGCAACGGCGACGCCAAGUCGUUUUACGACAACCAGAUACCGCCCACUGACUGGUGGCGCAUGCCCGAUCCUUCUCCGCGGCGGUAUGAUGAAGUGCCAGCAGCCCCUACCUCGACCACGCACAACAUCACAAAGCCGGAGAUGGCUUGGAGCAAGUUGAGCCCCCCGCUGAUCACGGUUUGCCAGGACUCGUCCGUCUAUUCGACUCCAGGUGGCGUCUCAGCCUCAGGGUCUAGCGGUGCCGAGUCUUCGGUCAGCAUGGAACGAAGGGGGUUUGUGCCUCCAUCUCCGGCUCACACGGACUGCAUUUUGGACCUGACGCUCGUCGAGGUUGGAAGCAGUCACAUGUCGAGUCCCAUGCUUGUCUCGAGUGGCCGCGACGCCCUUAUCAAGGUGUGGAAAUGA
Hyaloperonospora brassicae is the source of this 6084-nucleotide messenger RNA. NCBI's taxonomy places the organism in Eukaryota, Oomycota, Peronosporomycetes, Peronosporales, Peronosporaceae. The record is from the annotation of a GenBank genome assembly.